Camelina sativa (false flax) is the source of this 417-nucleotide messenger RNA. NCBI's taxonomy places the organism in Eukaryota, Viridiplantae, Streptophyta, Magnoliopsida, Brassicales, Brassicaceae. The record is from RefSeq and is a predicted model, not a curated record.
AUGUUGUGUUUGGCUUGUCUUUAUAAGAAACGCAAGAGAGAUUUGAGGGCUUGGCUAGAUAUGGAGGAGGAGGUGGAAGUCAGAGCGGCAUGUGAAUUCGGGAAGCUUGAAAUCGGUUUUGAUUUUGGAUCUGAUGGACUCGUUAGGGCUCCUCAGCGCUAUGAUUAUGAUUGCACCCUUUACGCUAGGCUUGGACUCUACUGCUACAAUUUUGAGAAGGGAACAAACUUAAAGUUUGUGCGCUGGGAAAAGUAUAAUUUUAUCUACACUUCUUACUACGACGUCUACUUAACUUUGCACGCGAUGGAUCCGGCUUGCAGUUCUGUCUUCCCUUUUCAGACUUUGUUCAGUGAUGCUGGAAGUAUUGCCAAAGAUACCUAUGUUAUAAAUAUGUGGAGGAUCAGACCCACAUGUUAG